UUCAGAGUUGAGAUAAGGACCGAGAUCCUGAUGACGCUAGCAGUAAACUCCAAGACGCCAAAACGAGACCGUGAUGGGCUUACAGGCGGGUUGGAUGCUUACCUGAUGGAGGAGGAAGUGCUGACAGACGAUGGUUUGAAUAUACCACCAAAGCGAGCGAGAGGGAAGCGAACUGCGAAGAACUUCGGAGCCGUAGAGGAGUGUGAAGAGGAGGCAAGGGUCAUGUCAAGAGCAGACUACGAGAAGAGUUUGAGAAGGAAGGCCUGUACGCCGACGAAGACCACGUUUGUUGGGAAGGAGACCCCGACAUCUAGGAACAUUGUGCAAAGCGUCCUGGAGACUAGAGCGAAGCUCAUGGCGAAAGAAUGGCGGGAAAUCAAGAAAUUGUGUGAGGCGAGAAACAUUACCUACGGAGAAGGAAAAGAGGAGACAGAUCAAGACUUCCUAGGUAGGGCAAUAGGAAAAAAAACGAGCGUAAAUAUUCGGAAGAGGAUCACAGUGCGGGUCAGGUACGGGAGCAGUGUGAAGAAGAGAGGUAUCAGAGAUGUUCUCAUCUCAAAUAUCGAGAGCUGUGACUUGCAUCCUGCGAUUGCAGGGAUUUUCAGACAGAAGGCGAGGGUUGUCUGGAGAAGGAACAAUAAUGUGGUGGAGAUCCUGUGUAACUACAAGCAACUGAGUAAGAAGCCAGAACUUCCUUGUGCGUGCAAGCACUAUGGUUUACCUGUCGUUAGUGGCCACGUGCUUACGAGAGUGUCCGAUGUCCCAGGGCUCCCAGCCCUGGUUUACAACGGGAAGAACGUGGUCCACCCCAGACUAGAGACGACAAAAGAAGAAGUUAGCAGCAGCAUAAGACUUGCACUCACAACUGUGCUUGGGAAUCAUUUUAGCGGACACCUGCCUGAUCUGCAGAUCAGCGAUUGCUUCUCAUCAGAAGGGAAUGAGCGCGUUAGCAUGGACGAGGGUAUGGUUUACGUCGUCAAGAAGCAGUAUAAGGAUCUCCUGAUUACGCAAGUUGACAGAAACGCGGACGAUUUAGUGAUGACAUGUACAUCCACGUACCAGUACAGCUUGGACAAGAUGUUUACCUGGAAUACAGCAUAUGACGAGGUUAGCAGCGGCGAAGCGGAAACACUGAAAGAGAUGAAGCGAGAUUUUGAAGGCCUUGGACUGCACAAGCUCGUGAACUGGAAUUCAAAGGGGAAGAUCGGUAGUGCAUACGUGCUACCCAAGCACAAGGAUCUUGAGCGAUGGCGACCCAUAGCCCCUGCUUGCAGCGAGCCCACCACGACGGGCAGUCGAUGGAUAGCGCGGACACUCAACUACCUAUUGGAGAAGCUUCCCGGAGCAUAACAUUUCAACCUCACUGCUACGGCCUUGCUCAAGC
Molecule: messenger RNA, 1384 nt
Organism: Chara braunii
Lineage: Eukaryota; Viridiplantae; Streptophyta; Charophyceae; Charales; Characeae
Source: the annotation of a GenBank genome assembly